This is a messenger RNA of Onychomys torridus (southern grasshopper mouse), 3295 nucleotides long. It is a transcript of the gene Heca, whose product is annotated as hdc homolog, cell cycle regulator. Lineage: Eukaryota; Metazoa; Chordata; Mammalia; Rodentia; Cricetidae. The record is from RefSeq and is a predicted model, not a curated record.
CAAAACAAGCCCGAGACCCGCCUUUUCCCUCAGGCUCCCCGAGCGCCGCGCUCCGCACCGCUCCGCACCGCUCCGCUCGCGGGGCCCGUUGCGCCCCGCGCGGCUGCGAGCCUCGGGUGGCCGCGCCGGCUCCAGGAAAGGAAGCCGGUGGUCGGGGGAGAGGGCGCGGCGCCCGGGAUGGCGCGGCGCGGGCCGCACGGCGGGGCGGGCGCCUGAGCCAGAGCGGCCGGCCCGCGCUCUCCCGGGGGCGCCGCGGGGGAGCCCAGCCUCGGUGGGCGCCGGGUCCUCCGGGACAGCCCUCGAUCGGACCGGGGAGAUGCCCAACCCCAAGAACAGCAAAGGCGGCCGCAAAAACAAGCGCGCCAACAGCAGCGGCGACGAGCAGGAAAAUGGAGCCGGGGCCUUGGCGGCGGCGGCGGCGGGUGCGACAGGCGCGGCGGCCGGAGGGGCCCUGCGGCGGCGGGGGGCGGCGGCGGCGGCGGCGGGCUGCGGGGCGGUGUCACCGGGCGCGGGAGGCAGCGGCGGCGCGGCGGGCCCCGGAGGUGCGGGCACGGGCGCCGCCAACGCCGCCGUCGCUGCGGGGGCUGCAGCGGCGGGAGACGCCAAGAACGAAGCUCCGUGUGCCACGCCCCUGAUCUGCAGCUUCGGGAGGCCGGUGGACCUGGAGAAGGAUGACUACCAGAAGGUGGUGUGUAACAACGAGCACUGCCCCUGCAGCCCCUGGAUGCACCUGCAGUGCUUCUAUGAGUGGGAGAGCAGCAUCCUGGUGCAGUUCAACUGCAUCGGCAGGGCCCGCAGCUGGAACGAGAAGCAGUGCCGCCAGAACAUGUGGACCAAGAAGGGCUACGACCUGGCCUUCCGCUUCUGUUCCUGCCGCUGUGGGCAGGGCCACUUAAAAAAGGACACAGACUGGUACCAGGUAAAGCGGAUGCAAGACGAGAAAAAGAAGAAGUCUGGGUCAGAAAAGAACACAGCGAGGCCUCCAGGCGAGGCUGGGGAGGAUACAAAAAAAUGCAGGCCCCUGAACAAGUCCCAGAAAGGCCUGAACCACGACCUCCCCCGGCGGCACUCCAUGGACAGGCAGAGCUCCCAGGAAAAGGCAGUCAAUGCUGCAGCCUACGGGGCCCGCUCCCCCUGUGGCUCCCCUGGCCAGUCCCCACCCUCUGGUUACUCUAUCCUCUCCCCGGCCCACUUCAGUGGUCCCCGUUCCUCCAGAUACCUUGGGGAAUUCUUAAAGAACGCCAUUCAUCUUGAGCCUCACAAAAAGGCCAUGCCCGGGGGCCAUGUGUUCAGAAAUGCCCACUUUGAUUACAGUUCGGCUGGUCUGUCUGUACACAGAGCAGGGCACUUUGACACCCCUGUACAGUUCCUGCGGCGACUGGACCUCUCUGAACUCCUUGCUCACAUCCCCAGGCAUAAGCUGAACACUUUCCAUGUUCGGAUGGAAGACGAUGCCCAAGUGGGCCAAGGCGAGGAUCUCCGGAAGUUUAUUCUUGCAGCCCUCAGUGCCAGCCACAGAAAUGUUGUAAACUGCGCCUUGUGCCACCGGGCACUCCCCGUGUUUGAACAGUUCCCACUUGUGGAUGGAACUCUAUUCUUAAGCCCCUCAAGACACGAUGAGAUUGAAUACGAUGUUCCUUGUCACCUUCAAGGGAGACUCAUGCAUCUGUAUGCAGUGUGUGUGGACUGCCUGGAAGGGGUUCACAAGAUUGUCUGCAUCAAGUGCAAGUCCCGUUGGGAUGGCAGCUGGCACCAGCUGGGCACCAUGUACACCUACGACAUCCUGGCUGCCUCUCCCUGCUGUCAGGCUCGUCUGAACUGCAAGCAUUGUGGCAAGCCUGUGAUCGACGUACGGAUCGGAAUGCAGUACUUCUCUGAGUACAGCAAUGUCCAGCAGUGUCCACACUGUGGGAACCUGGACUACCAUUUUGUGAAGCCAUUCUCCUCCUUCAAAGUUCUCGAAGCUUAUUGAUGAAAGCUUUGCUUUAGUAAUAGCUAUUUUAUUGAUAUUAUUACUUUACUACAUAUCUUUUAUAGGGGAACGUUCUGUGACAUUAAUUUGCUUUCUAAUUUAAAGCAGAGUUUACUUUGUAUAUUUGUGCCACUAAAAUGAGGGCUGCCCCUUGCCCUGUCUUGGUUCCCAAAUGUCGUGUGGUUAAGACUAGAGCCCAAAUGGGAAAUGGUGCAGAUUUUUGGUAGGGUUUUAGUCUCACGCAGAAUCUCUGAUGCAGUUCUAAGGUGAUAGGAAGGAUGGGUGUCAUUUAGGUGUGGGAUUCUGUGGUGAAACUAAAGGUGUGGGAGUUGGGAGGAAGCCUUUACUAAUCCGUUAGCUCUCUUGAGACCCACUGUUGGAUGCUCGGGCCUUGGGAAGAGUACAUGACAAGUGACCAUAAGUCGGACCUGGAGAGCCAGCACUGCCUUAGGCUACCUGGACGGGUCUUCGGUUCCUGUUAGGUGCAUUGUCCUCCCACUGACAGGUGAUUUGAGAAUAGAACUGAGUGAGUGCUCUUUCUUUGACUGUUUGUACAGGUUAACAGCUUUCAUACUGGAAAUAAUAUCCAAAUCAUAUGACACUUGGAAACUGUUGCUGUUGCAGUUUUAAAUGAGCUGAAUAUAACAGGUCUUGUGAAGUGAAAUUAGAAAUGAUGCACACUGGAUCACGAAGGCAGGAAGGCAGAACUUGGUUAUUUGAAUUGUGUUGUGUCUCUAGAAGCUGGUCAAAGAACCUACAGAAAAUCUGCACAUGCUGUGGUGGGCAUCGCUUACAGAAGGCAUUGCUCAAGCAAUUGCUUGCUAUCCAGAUCUUCUCCGAGAUAAUCCUCUAGCCUAAGUGCUGUGCUGCAGAACUAGUCAGGCCACACUUCUCAUUCUGUCUAUUGCCACAUUAACCCAUUUAAUACUGACUUUCCAAAAUCAGAGGUGAUCUCAGGAAGGAAGGGCAAAUUGGUUAGAAUGAUGAAGAACAGUUUUAUUCUCUUUAAAGUAUGUCUCAUUUUGGUAGCAGUAAUCCAAAGAGCAUAUCUGAAAAUAGGUCAUCCUAAAGAGUCCCAUGAUCCCUACUGUUUGUUUAAAAAAAAAGUUUCAUACAGAACAUCACAUAUUCUAAAACCAGCCCCUGUUCACUAGAAUUUGGAGACUUAAAUGUGCUGAAGACAUCUAGAAUUAGAAUUAGAGAUUACUUCUCAUGAGUAAAUUUGAUAAUUUGAUAAAAAGUAUGAUACAGAAAUCUACAUUAAAGGAGUACUAAAAAUAAUUCAUUUUAUGCAUAGGUAAACUUGGGGUUUAUGUAAAUAUU